Molecule: messenger RNA, 747 nt
Organism: Passer montanus (Eurasian tree sparrow)
Lineage: Eukaryota; Metazoa; Chordata; Aves; Passeriformes; Passeridae
Product: olfactory receptor 14I1-like
Exons: 3
Coding region: 97-453 (118 amino acids)
Biological process (GO): G protein-coupled receptor signaling pathway
Cellular component (GO): membrane
Molecular function (GO): G protein-coupled receptor activity
Source: RefSeq, a predicted model, not a curated record
GGCAGAAUCACUGCCUGCCCUUGGCACAGGAACCUCUGGCUGCAGGACAAGGCUGCUGCAGCUCCUGCAGUGAUCUCCUGAAGCUGGAACAUCCCAAUGCCUACAGACUCUCCCAAUGGCCGGAGGCAGCAAAUGUCCAACAGCAGCUCCAUCAGCCACUUCCUCCUGCUGGCAUUGGCAGACACGCGGCAGCUGCAGCUCCUGCACUUCUGCCUCUUGCUGGGCAUCUCCCUGGCUGCCCUCCUGGGCAACGGCCUCAUCAUCAGCGCCGUAGCCUGCAGCCACCACCUGCACACGCCCAUGUUCUUCUUCCUGCUCAACCUGGCCCUCAGCGACCUGGGCUCCAUCUGCGCCACUGUCCCCAAAGCCAUGCACAAUUCCCUCUGGGACUCCAGGGACAUCUCCUAUAAAUUCAGAGGACAGCUGAAAGAACCAUUCCUCAAGUUUUGUUGAUGCUGAAUGUAUCCCUGUUUCUCACACUUAGGAGAUCUGAGAAUAGAGAAGAAUGAGCCCCAUUUGGGCUGACCCUGUUUGGACAACAUGCUCCUCACCUCCAGCCUCACCAUGCCUGACAUCACCAUCUGGGACUGACUUGCCAAAUAAUCUAAAAAUGUUCAUGUAAUUGAUUCUUUUAUUUUAUUCUGUUACGCAUUAUUUUUGUUAUUAUUUAAUUAUGCAUACAUUUAUCAUAUACUUUUCUAUUUAUAAUAGUAUUGAUUUUUCUUACCUCAUUUUUAUAUUUGCAUA